This is a messenger RNA of Caenorhabditis auriculariae, 5167 nucleotides long. The record is from the annotation of a GenBank genome assembly. Lineage: Eukaryota; Metazoa; Nematoda; Chromadorea; Rhabditida; Rhabditidae.
AUGGACGGAAGGAGGGCCAGAAGGUCGCCCGACGACGUUCUUGGGUUUCUAGGUGGGUCAGGGGGAAAUCAGAGAGAUUUCUGAGAUCGAAAUUUCAAAUUAUCACUGUGAAGAAGUGUUUGCAAAAAGAGUUUUUCAGAAAUUAUCUGUAGAAAUAUUGGCGUUUACCGAAAGUAAAUUACCAAAAAAGUUCCUAAAAUGAAUACCUGCUAACCUCCAGGAAGUGACAGCCGCUUUCUUCUGACCUGCAUCGUGGUGAGCGGGUUCGCCUGGACGCCAAUCGCUUUGACGGGACUUUGUCCGGCUUUCAUCGUCAAGCACGGGCACAACACGAGCUUCCUCGCCGUCGUCGAUGAGGUUAGCCUCGAAAAUGUCUUUUUUAAGCUAAGAGAAAAAACAAUGGAUCAUGCUUUUUUUUUUUCGUAUUACCAUGCUUUCAACUACAGUACUGGCCAUAAAUGUAUUUCAAAGUGGUUAUUCGAGCAUAACUUCUCUGAAAGUGGCUCAAAUGACUUGAAACUUUGCAAAAAUUUCAAAUAGCUAAGCAGUAACUUUUUCCCAGAAAAAAACUUGUUUGCUCAAGUCAGACCGGAUUUGAGAGCAAAAAACCAAAAAUCGUGAAAAUCAAGAUUUUUCUCUUGAGAUUCGAAAAAUCAUAUCUUCAAAGAAACUUCGUUUUCGAACCAGAAACUUUUUUCCCCAGUAAAAACAAGUCUUCGGCUUUCCAAAAAAACCUAACCAGCCCCUCACCAACCCGAUAGUAAGAGCGUAGUGACUUUUUUUCUUCGAAAGGCCCUUGCUUUUUGAAGCCUCCUCAUUCAAAUGGACUAUACGAGGUCAUUUUUUUGUUUGAGAACACCCUGUAUCAUGUUGAAAAAUUUUGAAACACCCUCAAAAAAAGUUUCACACUGAUUUCUUCAGCUUUCUCACUUUAUCUGCUCUCCAGAACUCACUAACUUCACUAGGACCGAUUUUGAAACCUCUGAUUUGAAGCGGUUAUGCUCCUUUUUCAAAAAUCAGAACAUUCUCGAUUUUUUUAUUUCAGAUUUCAGAGCUUCUUUAGAACCUUGAUGAAUAAAAAAAUAAAAAGACCCACUGUGUUUUUGCUUACUUAUUCGAAAGAUAUAGUGAGUUAUAAUGAGUUUCUUAAAGUUCUCAAAACUUCGUUUCAGCAAGUGUUGCUUAGAGGGCUCCAAAUCUUGUGGAAGAUGAUAAAAACCCCUUUUUUCAUAUUUUUAAAUGUUUUAGAUCAUGAGAUAAAUUUGUAACUCCUCUUUCUAGCUCUCAGUUCGAAGAUAAGCACUGUAAAAAGUUUCUUUAAAUUUUAUGGGAAAAUAAGUUUUUGAUCUUGUGAAACUAAUGCUUCAGCAAAAAAUUUAGCAGUCUUCAGGUGUAGGAGCCUGAAAUUUAGCCAAUUAUUAUUUUCAAAUUCACGAUUUAAAAGCGAUUGACCAGAUAAAAACUACUUUGAACGCCCGAAAGUCCAGAAAAACUGUUCAAAUCAGAGGUUUCAAAAUCGGUCCUAGUGAAGUUAGUGAGUUCUGGAGAGCAGAUAAAGUGAGAAAGCUGAAGAAAUCAGUGUGAACCUUUUUUUGAGGGUGUUUCAAAAUUUUUCAACAUGAUACAGGGUGUUCUCAAACAAAAAUGACCUCGUAUAGUCCAUUUGAAUGAGGAGGCUUCAAAACGCAAGGGCCUUUCGAAGAAAAAGUCACUACGCUCUUACUAUCGGGUUGGUGAGGGGCUGGUUAGGUUUUUUGGAAAGCCGAAGACUUGUUUUACUGGGGAAAAAAGUUUCUGGUUCGAAAACGAAGUUUCUUUGAAGAUAUGAUUUUUCGAAUCUCAAGAGAAAAAUCUUGAUUUUCACGAUUUUUGGUUUUUUGCUCCCAAAUCCGGUCUGACUUGAGCAAAUGAUUUUUUUUUUGGGAAAAAGUUACUGCGUAGCUAUUUGAAAUUUUUGCAAAGUUUCAAGUCAUUUGAGCCACUUUCAGAGAAGUUAUGCUCGAAUAACCACUUUGAAAUACUUUUAUGGCCAGUACUGUAGAUCAUCUACACGUUCGCCAAAGGCGAUUUCAAUAAAGUCUCAAACUUCUUGUUCAUCGCCUAGUCGAUUACGUUCCUCACAAUCUAAUGGAAAAAGAAUAAAUCAAAAAUGAUUGAUUUAAAAAAAAAUGCUGCAAAACUCGGCACGUUUUUCCAAAUUUUCACUGGUUACAUCGAUUUCUCGGCAAUCUUCCAGUUUAUAAAUAGUGCGAAAUAAAUAUUGAUACACGUUUGAAACGGCCUAACUCCUUAGAAAGUGUUCAAAACUACACAAAACUUUUUUUUCUCGUUGAGAAGACUAGUUUUUUUUUACGAAAAAGUCUUUCAUGUCUUCACACCUCGAAAGUUUGUGGUUACCUUUUUGGAGCGUAUACCUUCAAGUCAUGAAAAAAAUGAAGUUCAGAAAAAAAUAAUUCUUAGGAAUGGGUACAGUUUUUUUGAGUUUCAAAAUCAGCUCAUCAAAUUUUUGUAAAAAAACACUUUUUUUGAACUUUUUUUAUCACAAAAUUUUUCUCAAAUUUUAUUAAAAGGCCUAUUUUUUAGAAAAAAAGUAUAUUCUAAUGUGAACUUGAAUAAAAAAAUAUUCGGCCUAAAUUUCAAACGAAAAAAAACUCUCUUUUAGACGUUGAAAAUCCGAUUUUUUUGGUCCUUUUCCCACUUCAGAAUUCAACCCAGUUUAAAGAAUUUGAGUAUUUGAAACAAAAAAAGCUUGAAAUUAAAAAAAAAAUUUUGACCAUUUUAUAAAGCAUCCAAAGCUACCGGCAUUUCCAGCAUGGAAGGAAAAAGCUUUUUAAAAAAAUUAAGAGCUUGGUGAAUAAAAUAUUUUUUUUCCUGACACUACUUAUCCAAUCUCGUCCAUAUCCUCAUUAUUUUUGAUUUUUGAAUAAACCAUCCGUUUUCAAAAUGAGAUUCCUUAAGUUCAACCUCAAAAAUGAAAGCGCCUUCCUGGCCGACGGUACGACGACCGCUUUCAUGGUUGGGAACAUGAUCGGCGGGAUUUUCAUCACCCAGAUUGGGGAUAGGUACCGAAAAAAGUGUUAUUUUUCUUGGAGAACUCGGAUUCAGAUACGGGAGACAGCCAGUUUUUAUCGCAUGUCUCAUGAUGAUGGCCUUUUUCGGACUGUUAUCAGCCAUGGCUCAGGACGUCUACCUUCUCUGUAUUAUGAGAUUCAUUCACGGCAUUUUCUACACGGUAUGUUAGAACUGAAGAAAAUUCCAAAACCUAUAAAUACAAGGAAGGAGUCCUCAGAUUAUUCUUUGUCUUUGUUUACUUUGCGGUUGAAAAAUCACUAGAAAUUGCCCCCAGAACAGUUCUUGAUGGAGUAUAAAAAGAUCCUGGAAGUCUCAACCUAUGAAAGUUCCUUGUUUUCAAGAAAAAAGACUUCAAAGCCAAAGAAAACCCUCAGAAUCUCUUAAAAUAAGCUGUUUAGGGGCUUCAGUUCUCUCCGUUUCAUAAAAUGAACUUCAAAAAAGUUUCACUGCCAACCAAGAAAUCUUCGAAAAUCUCAGGCAGCAGGACUGGUCGGCUGGGUACUGGGCUAUGAGAAUACGCCGGUUUCCCUCCGAUUCUUCACCUCUGUAUACUUUGGCCUGACAUGGGUCUUCGGCACCUGUCUUCUGGCUCUAGUCGGCUACCUGACUCCCAAUUGGCGUUACCUGAUGGUCGUCAUUUCCCUGCCCAACUUCGUCACAGCCAUCGUCGCUUACAUGUGAGUUAUAAUCUCAAAGCAGAAGCUUAACUUUUUCAAAAAAAGACUCAGGUUCCAGCUUGUUGAAUAUAUUUUCAUUUCCAUACCCUGUUCACUCCAAAUUAGGUCUCAUAAAUCUAUCUCUCUGAACAAUACUUUUGAGCAACCCUGUAUUUCCAAACAAAUUUCCAGGCUGGUCCCAGAAAGUCUGCACUUCUUGGUGUCGUCCAACAAACGCCGCCGAGUCGCCAAAUGGCUGAUAAAAGCCCGGAAAUAUGACGGAGACGAGCUUCUUGGAGACUUGCGUGCCGAAGACGUCGUCGGAAAUGGGCCUAAGAAGGCUUCCAAGGGAUUCUGGGAGCUCAUCUGCGAGAUGUUCGAGCACAAGAAGUUCCUGGUCUACACCGCAGCCAUGGUCUAUCUGUGGAUCGUCGACACUUUCAUCUACUUUGGCUUGUCUUUCUACGCCAAGGACCUCGCAGGGAGCUUCUACUUGAACUUUGUGCUGAUGAGUCUGGUCGAAGCGCCAGCCUACGUCUUCGCUCCAAUCAUGAUGAAUCGGUUGGACCUUUUGAAGUUUCCAAGUUUUAAUGAAUCUAGCUUUCAAGUCACGGUCGCCGGUUACUCGUGUGCUUUUCGCACGUCAUCGCCGGAAUGUCAUUCUUAGGAAUCGUCUUCUUCGACGGUAAGUCUGACUGAAACUUUUGUUAAGGCUAUCUCUGAUUCAGAAGCGCUUCAUUUGCCGUUCUGGCUCAUCGGAAAAUUCUCCAUAUCCUGCUCAUUCAUGAGCAUUUAUGUUUACGCUAGUGAGGUGAGGUCCAAUAAAAGUUUAAAAAAUAAUAGAAGGUUCAGAUCUUCCCAACAGAUGCUCGGAAUAAGUGUAUCGGUUUCUGUGAAACUAUGUCGAGGAUUGGUGGCAUGUUAUCGCCUCAUUUGGGCUCACUGGUGAUUUUUUUGCGAGUCUGCUAGGACUUGUCAGUACGGUCCCCUGUAAUUCAGCUCGGUCUGAAUCUUUCAGAACAGUUUCUUAAACAAUCAAGAUCCUAAAACUCCAGAUGACCUUAUUGGAAAUUUAAAAAAAAACCCUUAAAACUAUCAAACUCAAUAUGCUCAAAAAACUUGAAUCAGCUAAUUUUCUACAAGCAUCUCCUCGCUCAAUUUAAUCGAUAUAUCCAUUUCGAGCCGUUUAUCCAUUCUAAGACAGUCCAAAAGAAGAAAUAAGCUAUCCUUUUCCAGGAAACUCCAAACCCAAUCUAAUUUUCUUACAGGCGCAAAUCACUCCAUCGCUACCGGCCAUAACUCUCAGCGGAAUUUCGGUUCUGGGAGGCGUUCUGACGUUUCUUUUGCCCGAGACGCUGAAUACCCAAUUACCGGCCACAAUCUCCGAAACUACCAGUCGUCGGCGUCCGCUCAACGACAUUGAAGAUUCGCCGUUUUAG